CCACAGGUUACCUCCAGCUGCUGCCAUGCCCAACUCAGUGCUGUGGGCGGUGGACCUCUUCGGGAGAGUGUACACGCUGUCCACAGCCGGCCAGUACUGGGAGCUGUGCAAGGACUCCCAGCUAGAGUUCAAGCGCGUCAGCGCCACCACGCAGUGCUGCUGGGGCAUCGCCUGUGACAACCAGGUCUACGUGUAUGUGUGUGCCAGCGAUGUCCCCAUCCGCUGCCGAGAGGAGGCCUAUGAGAAUCAGCGCUGGAAUCCCGUGGGUGGCUUCUGUGAAAAGCUCCUGCUGAGUGACCGCUGGGCGUGGAGUGACGUGAGUGGGCUCCAGCACCGGCCGCUGGAUGGGGUGGCGCUGCCCUCGCCGCACUGGGAGUGGGAGUCUGACUGGUACGUGGAUGAAAAUUUUGGAGGCGAACCCACCGAGAAAGGGGGGUGGACGUAUGCCAUCGACUUUCCCGCCACCUACACGAGAGACAAGAAGUGGAAUUCUUGUGUGCGGCGCCGGAAAUGGAUCCGGUACAGGAGAUACAAGUCCCGGGACAUCUGGGCCAAGAUCCCCUCAAAGGACGACCCCAAGGAGCUGCCCGACCCCUUCAACGACCUCUCUGUAGGGGGCUGGGAGAUCACGGAGGAGCCCGUGGGCCGCCUGUCAGUGUGGGCUGUGUCUCUGCAGGGCAAGGUAAGGCCAGCCCCUCUCCCUGCCCCAGUUCCCCACGACCCCAUCUCCGUGGGUCCUGUCCUGUGCAUCCCCUGGGUCUUGCUCCUCCCAGGAGCCCCGGCCCCCCGACCCCAUGCCUGCUCCUGGCCUUUCUCUCCUCCGAGCCCCCUGCAUGCUGAUCAGUGCCCAGCCUCGGCUCAGGCACACCAAUGUGGCCUCCUCAAGACAGAUUCUGAGCCCCCUGCCAGCUCCCUGCUGGUGCCUCCCAGUCUUCAGGAAUAGUGUGGGGGUAGGAGUGGGGGUGACAGAAAGUGUGCCAG
Piliocolobus tephrosceles (Ugandan red Colobus) is the source of this 981-nucleotide messenger RNA. RefSeq names its product tectonin beta-propeller repeat-containing protein 1-like. Lineage: Eukaryota; Metazoa; Chordata; Mammalia; Primates; Cercopithecidae. The transcript is spliced from 4 exons. Bases 26 to 943 code for a protein of 305 amino acids. The record is from RefSeq and is a predicted model, not a curated record. Gene Ontology annotation, cellular component: membrane.